GGCCUUCUUUGUUCCCUCCCCGGCGCGCCCAGCCCAGCCGGCAGCGCGGAGCGGAGCUGGCCGGCCCGGGGAUUCCCUUCCCCGCGCUGCCGAGGUCGCCAUCUUCACCCCCUACCAAGCCUCGGACCCUGCCGGCCGGGCUCCCGGCAGCGCGGGAGGGGGCCUGCGCCGUGCCCGCCCGCUGCAUGUGACUGUCGGGCGGUAGAGGCCUCCUCCGCGGAUCUCGUCUGCGUCCUCCUCCGCCCCCAGCGCGGCGGGGAGGGGGCGCGGGGCGCCCGGCAGCGGGGGACGGAGGUGCUGGGGCGCGGCGGGCAGACAAAGGAGCGGGCGCCGCCGUGGGCAGCGGCCUGGAGAACAUAAGGUCCUGCGGCUUUUAACUCUGAAGUUGGAUAUGCAUUAAACUAAUUGGGGAUCUCUUCAGUGAAUAACUUGCUGCUUAAAGAAGGGACUAGAGUAACUGAAGUUGUGAAAUUCAGAAAACUUUUAAACUAAUGGUGAAACAGACAGAACCAAGAAGGUGGAUAUCUUGAGAAAAGGCAAGAGAAUACUUGCUGAAUCCAGAUGUAUCCUGAAAAGUUUGGCUGUGUCCUGAGGAACCAACCAGAAGUGACCAGAGAGCCACCGACUAAGAAUUGAGAUACAUGAAGUGUCUGUCAUAUUUAGUACACAAGCACUGCAAGUUGCUUAUGGUUUUGUCGGCAGCUUUCAGUUUGGGGACCUGAAAUGAACCUGUUCAGCACUUACAGGUUCACAUAACGCUAAGGACCAAAGAAACAUACAUAACAUUUCUGUGGUGCUGAGACCAACCUUCUGAAAGAAGAUUCUAAAAUAACUUUUGGCCUUCGAGUUGUUUGUCCUGAGACUGACUUGUCUUUGGAGAAGAGCUCAACAGAGAAAAGAUUUUCAUAUUGGAACCAUUAUAAAUAAACCUAUUUAAAGAACUUGCUAUCUGGAGACAGAUUUACAGAGGCUGAGUCCUGCUUUUCAUCUGUGUUCCCACUUCAGACUGUAAACAAUGAGUGAGUUUUGGUUGUGUUUCAACUGCUGUAUUGCAGAACAGCCUCAGCCUAAAAGACGACGGCGGAUUGACAGAAGCAUGAUUGGGGAGCCAACAAACUUUGUUCAUACUGCUCAUGUAGGAUCAGGAGACCUGUUCAGUGGAAUGAAUUCGGUCAGCUCAAUUCAGAACCAAAUGCAGUCCAAGGGAGGCUAUGGAGGUGGCAUGUCUGCAAACGUUCAGAUGCAGCUUGUAGAUACAAAGGCAGGAUAACCUUGGGGAUACCUUUCCUGUUUAUGUGAGUUCCUGUAUCUUCUUUCCUGUGUCCCCUCUUUUGCCUUGGUGACUGCUUUCUGUGCUCAUGACGAGAGAAGCGAUGGCUCGUUGUUCACCCUUUGUGAUUGCUCCACUGCAAAGUUGCUGUUCUGCUCUGAUGAUGCCAUUUAUCAGAUUGGUCCAACUGUGCCUUUAGUGGCAUGCACACAUUGGCCUCUACCAGUAUCAUGGACAUAGAGCUGUUUAGGAUUGGUUUUAGCUUUUUGUUUGUGUUAAGGCAAAUUAAAGCACCAACCUUAGCUUUCUUCAUCCCUCACAAAUACUAAUGUGCAACAUUUUGUUGCUCUUUAGUCUUUAAAUCUUUUCUCUGCUCAAGUAAUUUAGAAGUGAGUGAGUUGCCAUUCAUGUCUUCAAUCAUCUAUUGUUCAUACCCAUUUGGGACCUGCAAGCACAAACGAUUAUUUCAUACAGAAUGAGCAGAGUAGAUGACCGCAUGCUUUGUGAGGUUGCUUUUGUAUGGUGGCCUGCUUGGUGCUAGAAGAAAAAAAAUAAUUGCUUACUGCAGACUGGUGAAAAAUUUUGCUGUGGCACCAAGUCAUGCCUGUUUCUGAAAAAGGACUUGUAACUUAGCUGCUUCAGAGUUAUGUCUUUAUUUUAGUUUUUAUCCAACUGGUCUUGAAUAAUAAAGAGAGAGCUUGCAUUCAUGAGGCAUUUGUUGUAAAUGUUCAGUAUAUUUAUUUUGAAAGAGCUGACCUUAAGACUGUAAACCAGUGUAGUACCGUAUCUAAGUGUUGUGGAAGCGCUUUAGUCUAUUUAAAAAAGAAAAGCAUCGUGUUCGGCUGCUUCUUUUUCUUUCUACAAUUUUUUUUUUCAGUUUUAGGCUGUAUGAUCAUUUCCAGUAGCAGCAUGUCAGACUGCCUGCAGUAUUAGCUGAAAAGUUUAGUAGACUUCUCUAAGUAGUUGGCAGUUUCUGUGUACUAAAUAUUUAGGGGCCAUGGAAGUUGCUAAGAGCAACAUACUUAUCUGGCAGAACAGAUGCCAAUGAAAACAACAUACAGGGUGACUUUUUACUAAGUCAGUAAAACGCCUUUUGCUCAGGUUCCAAAGCAUGUUUCUUUCACAUGUUGUGAAAUUGUAUUUUAAUAUUGCACUGUUUUCAGAUUAUCCCUGUAAAUGGUCCCUUUUUUUCCUCCUUGGUGGUGGUUUGAGAGAAGUCAAUGAUUUGAGUCCUGGUUGAGUUAAAUUUUUAUGUGGAAGAAAAACCCAACAUCUAAACAAAUAAGGCAUAACUGAGCCUAGUCAGAUCCAUUUUUUAUACGUAAACACGCAUGUGUUCAGAAAUACAGACUGCUGUCAUAAAUGAUUCUUUAUUCUUUUUCCAUCCUUUCCCUGAUUUCACAUUGCAGUAGCUGUCAGGUUGAUUUUAACAUGUGUGAACCUACCUACUCUUCUCUCUCAGUUUGCAAACAACACACAAAAUACAGGGCCAUGGAGGUAGUUUGCCUUCCCUAAGUUGUAUUCCAGUGGUAGGUGUCAAUUCUCUGGUUGAAUAGUUCAAAUUAGGUUGGAUAGUCUUCACUGAUAAAAGUACUGAUUUGUGACAGAAGAUCAAGAUGUUCAAUUGUCUGGGUGCAUAAACACAUGGCAGUGCAGUGAUACAUUUUUUUUUAGGGGUCAACAUUUCCAAUGCCACUUUAUCAAUGAGUCUUAAAUAUACUCUGAUUACAAAAUUAUUUGAACUUUGUCAUUGGUAAUAGCGGCUUAAAUUUGCUUGCCAAACCUAUCUUGCACUUGUCAAAACGUUUUCAGCUCAAUAGCCAGGAAAAAAAUUUACAUAUUUUUAUAACAGACGUACUUUUUUUGUACAUUGUGUUCAUUCUUGAAUAAAGUCAGUUCAGUGUUGGCUUGUAGAUAUUAAAAGGAAAGUAUUGACUUUGAUUCAAUAAAUGUUUUCUUUCAGU
Messenger RNA from Grus americana (Whooping crane), 3234 nucleotides. RefSeq names its product CDC42 small effector 2 (gene CDC42SE2). NCBI's taxonomy places the organism in Eukaryota, Metazoa, Chordata, Aves, Gruiformes, Gruidae. The record is from RefSeq and is a predicted model, not a curated record. Gene Ontology annotation, biological process: regulation of Rho protein signal transduction. Gene Ontology annotation, molecular function: small GTPase binding. The coding region runs from base 1016 to 1270 and encodes 84 amino acids. The transcript has 9 exons. Gene Ontology annotation, cellular component: plasma membrane.